This is a messenger RNA of Brettanomyces nanus, 2343 nucleotides long. RefSeq lists its product as uncharacterized. The record is from RefSeq and is a predicted model, not a curated record. NCBI's taxonomy places the organism in Eukaryota, Fungi, Ascomycota, Pichiomycetes, Pichiales, Pichiaceae. Gene Ontology annotation, molecular function: structural constituent of nuclear pore. Gene Ontology annotation, cellular component: nuclear pore outer ring; nuclear pore. The transcript has a single exon. Bases 1 to 2343 code for a protein of 780 amino acids. Gene Ontology annotation, biological process: post-transcriptional tethering of RNA polymerase II gene DNA at nuclear periphery; mRNA export from nucleus; regulation of DNA-templated transcription.
AUGGUUUCCUCAACGGAUCAGUCCCUGGACACCCAAGAUAUUGAUCUUCUGAUUGAUAAUGAUGAUGUUCAAACCUCUUUUGCCCGAGUGUUGAAGGAUUUCAGGUUGAAUUUCGGCGAAACUCAACUUGGUGACAUUAUUGACGGUUUUAAGAAAAUCAGCUACAAGCAGCUUUUAGAGGUAUACAAUAAGGAAAAAUUGGAGUCCUCUGGAAAAGAACUUGAAAACUGGAUUUUGGAGGGUAAAUUGUGGUCCCUUAUACAGUCCCUGUUGGACGUUAAAUUUAGCAAAGAGUUGAUGAUUGAUGGAAGCAAUCGAAAGAAAAAUAAUGAUAUUGAAUGGAUCAAUGGGGACAUCUGCUCCUAUUCGUCGGACACCGUGUUGCAGGAUAGGAUCCUUUCCGAAAAUGAUUUUUUACUACAAGUUUAUUCUGUUUUUAAAGCACUCAGUAAAGAUUUCAACUUGGAUCUAAACCAUUCUGAUGAUAUUGAUUUGAACCAAUUGCAAUUAACCAAAUGGAUGAACACGAAGAUGAGUCUUCAAUCCAACCAGGCAUCCAGUAACUUGGUUAGUCAAUUGGAUGCAGAUGCUCCUUUGAGGACUAAUGCUCAGGUCGAUCCGAGAGACAUACAAAAGGAUGCACUUUUCUAUCAAAAAGCCUUUAAUCUGUUGAUUUCUGAUGAUAUUUCUCAAGUUAAUGAACUUUGCAAGCAGACAAAUAACUGGGACUUUGCCAUCGCUGUAUGUGGACUUCAGGAUUUUGUGAAUCCAGCAAUUGAUUUGGGUGAUUUCGAUGCACAUCCCGUUGGCAUUAAGCAGAAGCUUCUCUGGAGAAGAGCAGUCUACAAGGUGGUGAGCUCGGCGUUAUCUAAACCAGAGGCUGGCUGUUAUGGAUAUUUAUGCGGUGACUUUCUUUCUGCCGAAGAGCUUGUCUCCAACUGGGAAGAAAAGCUUGUUCUUUAUUUGAACAAUUUAUUACAAUGCUGCUUGGAGGAGAAAUUGAUAGCUUGCUACAAGAAAUUGGGAAAAUUUUCAGAUAUUGAUAUGAUUUAUACGUUGUCUUCUCCUCCACAAGCAUCCACGGAUGUUAACGAUGUGUUAAAUAAAUUGGCUGCCGAUAAAAAUCCAGAGAUCAGAUUGCAGAGCCGUCAUCCUAUCAGGGUUAUGAUUGGAUCCAUCAUCUCUGACAAUGUGCAGACUUUGAUGUCCAAUACUUUACAACUUUUGAAUGACAUUUUGGAUUCUAACAAUGGAGGAAAUGAGUUAACUGAAGAUUCGUAUAUGUUGAGAAUAUUGACCCAUUUGGCUAUACUCUUGCAAUUAAUAUAUGGAAGCAGAGUGAUUUCCAAUAUCGCAUACACUAAGUUGCUCAAAUCUUACGUGGUAAGAUUGGCUCUUUACAAGUCAUACGAUCAGAUACCUGUCUAUGUAUCCUACAUUCCUAAUGAUAAAGAGCUUAUCGAUGUCUAUUCACAUUUCCUAACAAGGUAUUCGCUUACCCAUGAUGAAAUGAGGUCACAGCUUAGGCUUAUGAGGCAAUUGAAUUUGCCUUUAGAAGCUAUUUUGAGAGAUACGGUCGCAAAAUCUUUUGAUAGCACAACUGCUGAUUAUCCUGUGGACCGUGAGAUUGUUUUAGAUAGUGCCGUUACAGACAUGGACAAGGCUUUGUAUUGUUCCAUAUAUUGGUUCUAUGAAUCUGGUAUGUCUGCAGAUUGUUUGGAAUCUGUAGUUAUGCUAAUGAGAAGGUUCUUGGCUUGCGGUAAGUUGCAAGCCGCCAUAGAGUUUAUGGAUACCAUUGCUUUGCCUAAAGUAAUCGAUGAUUACAGAAGAAAAACCAGCAUAAUAGACGAUUCUGAAAUUGAUGAAACAUUGAAGCCAUACCUUAUUUCAAAGUCAAAAUUAAGUGAGCUAAUUCAGUACCAGUAUCUUAUUGAUAACUUCAAUAUGAUGAACAAGUUUCAAAUUGAUGAGGGUGAUAACGCGGAAAAUUUGAAGAAGGUAAUUGCUUUGGCAGCCUCAUUAGACAAGUUGUUAAAAACAUGGAUGUAUGAUCUUGCUACUAAUGGUACUGUUGAGUUGGACGUCAAGAUAUAUCAGGAAUUGAGAAGAAUAUACAUUCCAACGAUAUUUAAUUCGCUAUUCGAAUUGCUAACCGAGCACAGAUAUCUCAGUGAAGAGGUCUUGCUUAGGCAAGCGGUUGAUAUGGUCAAUUUACUUGCGGAUAAUAAGUACAGAUUCUAUGACUUAUUCAGCUCUACGGACCAAUUGAAGCCAUUCCUGCAAAAGUUUGCAGCAUUCAGCUGUAAAUCCUUCGGAGAAAGACCAAAUGGUAUAUACACAUAA